Betta splendens (Siamese fighting fish) is the source of this 2250-nucleotide messenger RNA. RefSeq names its product PRELI domain containing protein 3B-like. The transcript has 6 exons. Bases 230 to 811 code for a protein of 193 amino acids. Gene Ontology annotation, biological process: phospholipid transport. Gene Ontology annotation, cellular component: mitochondrial intermembrane space. Gene Ontology annotation, molecular function: phosphatidic acid transfer activity. The record is from RefSeq and is a predicted model, not a curated record. NCBI's taxonomy places the organism in Eukaryota, Metazoa, Chordata, Actinopteri, Anabantiformes, Osphronemidae.
GUAACAUCAGUUGUGCAACAUGUUUAAAAUAAAUAAAUAAAGGAUCGUAUUGUUCUGGAAGAGAUUGUUCUGGAAGACGGCGCGCAGCUGCGGUCUCGCCCAGUAGGGGGCGUGUCGGCGCUCAGUCUCCGUUAAGAGUGUCUCCUUCACGCCUUUCCUCCUUCCGCGCUCCGGUCACGCUGUCACUAGUCACCGGCUCCCGAGCUCUUACAAAGAAAACCCUGUGAAAAUGAAGAUUUGGGCGUCAGAGCACAUUUUCAACCACCCGUGGGAGACGGUGACCAAAGCAGCGAUGCAGAAAUACCCCAACCCCAUGAAUCCCAGUGUGUUCGGCGUUGACGUCCUAAACAGAAAUGUGGACACAGAGGGGCGGUUGCACAGCACCAGGCUGCUCAGCACAGAGUGGGGGCUCCCGGCCAUGGCCAACUCUAUCAUUGGUGCAACAAGAACAUGCACUUAUGUUCAGGAGCAUUCAGUAGUGGACCCCAAACAGAAGACCUUUGAGCUCAAAUCUACAAAUAUCUCUUUUACUAACCUGGUAUCUGUGGAUGAGAAGUUGACAUACAAGCCACAUCCACAAGAUCCCGAAAAGACUGUGUUGACACAAGAGGCUCUGAUCAGUGUCAAAGGUGUCAGUCUAAGCAGCUACCUCGAAGGUCUCAUGGCCAAAACUAUUUCUGUCAAUGCCAGCAAGGGACGAGAGGCGAUGGAGUGGGUCAUCACGCGAUUAAACACAGAAAUCGAGGAGCUGGCAGCGACUGCUUGUGGUACGAUGCGGUCGUCUAUGGCGGCAGCUGUUGCAGAUAAAUGAUGGCGGCCUUCCAAUGAAUCGAUGGACUUCUCAGACACUUGCCACAGGAGUGUACGUUUGCCAGCACAGCCUAACCGUUCCAUCCACUGGCCCUAACUAUGUAUGUGGUUUUAGUUACAAGAACUCAACUGUUUUGUUCUUCCUCAGCAGCUUGAUUCUUGCUGAGAGCAGUGAACCUUGAGUUGGGAUGGGUUCAAAAGACAAACAGGGUUGAAUGGAACUGCACUUGAAGCUCACAGGACUACUUCUUGUGAUCAUGUAUAAUGUCUUUUCUUCUUUUAUUCACACUGUGCCUCCACAUGACAUCAUCAGUCUCCUCUUUCUUAAUUCUAACAACCAAAAAGUGGCUGUAAUCAAUUGUACAUAUUCUCCACGGUGUUCUUUCCACUGCCCCUUAAGAUCAGAUAAUGAGCAACCUAUAUCCUGGGGCUUCUUUUUAUUUGAAUGCACUGUUACAGUCACAUUGAAAACAAAAGAAAUAUCAUUAGUGUUUAUUUGAAAGGUGUGUUUAUCAUAAGGGUGGAGCUCACAGGGAGCACAGCUCUUGUCACUGUGUGAUCGGAGCACGGAUUAAGGAGCUGCAAGAAAUUUGGGUCCAAAACAGUUCAUAUUAAGUCGUUCAGGACCAGAGGGGCUGAUAGGAUUUGAAGUCCAACUGAGACCUAUUGUUUAUAGAUGUGCAGCAUUUAAUGAAACUGUAGAAGUAGUGAGGCAAACCUUGAUUUUACUAGAACUCUCAGAUCUGUCGGGAUGUUGGACCUUUGCCCACAUGUUAGUUUCGUAUAGUGAUUCUAUUUCAUCUCUUGGUCUCUUUUUGUCAUAUUUAUUUUAUACUGCCCAUGUGCUGUUUGAGUGUUGCAGAAUAUGAAUGUGGAUACUUGAAUAGUUGACUCAUUUCCAGCAUGUGCACUUGGUGAAAAGCACCAGUGUCUAAUGUGUUGCGUUCAGGAUCACUAAAUGUGCCAACAUAAACUUUACUCUGAACAUGGUGAACGUACCCACUCCCCAGGUUCUGACCAGCUUUUAAUGUCAUUAACAACGUCUGUUGUUGUUGUAUUGGUAUUUUUUUUUUUUUUAGCUUUACUGGUUGUGCAGAUCUUAUGCUUUUCAUACCAAUCUCAGCUCUCAGGUGUAAAAAUCUACCUUGUUCAGUUUCCUUCUGGGGACAUAAUGACUUGGAGAAAAUCUCUUUCAUCCCCAUUUUCUAGAUAUUUGGUUAAAUACAGCAUCAUGCGUCUGAAGUUUACAUAGAAGGGAAAAACUACAUAUUUCAAUGUUACAGCUUCAGUGUUUCACUCCUACAUCCAAAGUAAAGCUCAUAUUUUUACCGUGUCCUCGUAAAUAGCUUAAUGAAUUGUGUAUCAUCCGAUUGAGGAUGAUUCUAUUUAAAAUCUACUGACUCUGGUCGCAGUCAGUGACACCACAUUGGUUCCCUGCAU